Molecule: messenger RNA, 3688 nt
Organism: Myotis davidii
Lineage: Eukaryota; Metazoa; Chordata; Mammalia; Chiroptera; Vespertilionidae
Gene: RBBP5
Product: retinoblastoma binding protein 5
Exons: 14
Coding region: 176-1792 (538 amino acids)
Cellular component (GO): Set1C/COMPASS complex
Molecular function (GO): protein binding
Source: RefSeq, a predicted model, not a curated record
CGAACAGAGAAGGCGGGGGAAGAAAGCGGAAGCCGAAGGGUCUUCUACACCAGAAAGUCUCCGGAGCUAGCGCCGGGCUAUCGCAGCGCCCCCCCCUUUGAGACACAGUCUUAGAAGCCGGCGCGGGGAAGGCGUCGUCGCUGGAGCUGAGGCCAGGCGUCCAGAGUACUCAGGGAUGAACCUCGAGUUGCUCGAGUCCUUUGGGCAGAAUUAUCCAGAGGAAGCUGAUGGAACUUUGGAUUGUAUCAGCAUGGCCCUGACUUGCACCUUUAACAGGUGGGGCACGCUGCUUGCAGUUGGCUGUAAUGAUGGCCGAAUUGUCAUCUGGGAUUUUUUGACAAGAGGCAUUGCUAAAAUAAUUAGUGCACAUAUCCAUCCAGUCUGUUCUUUAUGCUGGAGUCGAGAUGGUCAUAAGCUUGUGAGUGCUUCCACUGAUAACAUAGUGUCACAGUGGGAUGUUCUCUCAGGAGACUGCGACCAGAGGUUUCGGUUCCCUUCACCCAUCUUAAAAGUCCAGUAUCAUCCACGAGAUCAGAACAAGGUUCUCGUGUGUCCCAUGAAAUCUGCUCCUGUCAUGUUGACCCUUUCAGAUUCCAAACAUGUUGUUCUACCGGUAGACGAUGACUCGGACUUGAACGUGGUUGCAUCUUUUGAUAGGCGAGGGGAAUAUAUCUAUACAGGAAAUGCAAAAGGCAAGAUUUUGGUCUUAAAAACAGAUUCUCAAGAUCUUGUUGCUUCCUUCAGAGUAACAACUGGAACAAGCAAUACCACAGCCAUUAAGUCAAUAGAAUUUGCCCGGAAGGGGAGUUGCUUUUUAAUUAACACGGCAGAUCGAAUAAUCAGAGUUUAUGAUGGCAGGGAAAUCUUAACCUGUGGGAGAGAUGGAGAGCCUGAACCUAUGCAGAAGUUACAGGACUUGGUCAAUAGGACCCCAUGGAAGAAGUGCUGCUUCUCUGGGGACGGGGAGUACAUAGUGGCCGGGUCAGCCCGGCAGCACGCCCUGUACAUUUGGGAGAAGAGCAUAGGCAACCUGGUGAAGAUCCUCCACGGGACGAGAGGAGAGCUCCUGUUGGACGUGGCUUGGCAUCCUGUUCGACCCAUCAUAGCAUCUAUUUCUAGUGGAGUGGUAUCCAUCUGGGCACAGAAUCAAGUAGAAAAUUGGAGUGCCUUUGCACCAGACUUCAAAGAGCUGGAUGAAAAUGUAGAGUACGAGGAAAGGGAAUCAGAGUUUGAUAUUGAAGAUGAAGAUAAGAGUGAGCCGGAGCAGACAGGGGCUGAUGCUGCUGAGGAUGAAGAAGUGGACGUCACCAGUGUGGACCCUAUUGCUGCUUUCUGUAGCAGUGAUGAAGAGCUGGAAGAUUCAAAGGCUCUAUUGUAUUUACCCAUUGCCCCUGAGGUAGAAGACCCAGAAGAAAAUCCUUACGGUCCCCCACCGGAUGCCGUCCAAACUUCCUUGAUAGACGAAGGGGCUAGUUCAGAGAAGAAGAGGCAGUCUUCCGCAGAUGGGUCCCAGCCACCUAAGAAGAAGCCCAAAACAACCAAUAUAGAACUUCAAGGAGUUCCGAAUGAUGAAGUCCAUCCACUACUGGGUGUGAAGGGGGAUGGCAAAUCCAAGAAGAAGCAAGCAGGCCGGCCUAAAGGAUCAAAAGGUAAAGAGAAAGAUUCUCCAUUUAAACCGAAACUCUACAAAGGGGACAGAGGUUUGCCUCUGGAAGGAUCAGCGAAGGGUAAAGUGCAGGCGGAACUCAGCCAGCCCCUGACAGCAGGGGGAGCAAUCUCUGAACUGUUAUGAAGAUCCUUGAAGUGCUUCAGUCUUCCCCACUUUUCCAUCAUGUGGCUUCUGGACACUGUUCAGUCAUUUGAAAGUGACUUUAAUUUAAAGCAAAUGCCUCUGCUUCGCCCAGGAGGUGGAAGGAGUGAAUUUUAUGUUUGAAUGAAGAAGUGAAUUAUGAACGAAGAGUAUACGUCCCUUCCCUUUCAAGCAUAAGUCCAAAUAGGCUCUCAGGAAUGCGGAUUUGUGAAGACAUCACAUGGGAGUUUGACUCAUUUACACUUUAAUAUGAGUUAUGUUGUGGAGAAAAGAUAUUUGUUUUGCUCAUCUAAUCUCACUGUACCCCGCAUCAUUUUGACCUGUCUCCUACCUGCCUUCUAUCCUCAGUGCACGUCCUUGAGUAACUUGUUCUUAUCUGAAAUUCUGCUACCAGUAUCCUUGGAAAACUUGUUGCAUAUUCUUCCAUUUUGAAACUUACCCUUUCGCCAGAUUCCUCCUGUAUUUCCAUAUUGUGUACAAAGGAUGGGCAAAGAAGAGAGUGCUUGAAACAUUUGACAUUUGUAGAAAGGGGAGAACGAUGAGAAAGGCCCCUCUUCCCAAUGGACCCCAUUUUGCUCAAGCUGGGCUUCAAGAGGGGUUUUUGUUUUCCUUUCACUGCAUGUUUCCCUCCAGUUUGGUUCAUUCGCAUUAAUCAUGUUUUGUGUGUAUGUGUAGUUUUUUUUUUUUUUAAGGUAGCUAGUUUCAUUUGUCUCCAGCAAAGAAUCAUCAGUAGUUUAUAUUGCUUCACUUGUGCUGGCUUCCAGAGAUGGAAACAAACAAGGUGUCUCUCAACAGGCUUUUUUUUUUUUUUUUUAUUGGGGCUGGGGAAUCUAUGAAAGAACUACAGUAAAACCACCCAAAAUCAAAGCAGCAGCCACAGUUCAAAUCACAGACGAAGGAACAAAACUUUCUUAUCAUUGCUUGUGAAUAUCUGUCCUUCUGUCAGUCAUCGCACCUUCCCCUCCUUGUGUCCAAGCUCCUUUUCCUUAUGACAUGUUCCAGUCACUUCCUUUCUAUGAAAGGUUGCUUAGCUUUUAAAAAUUUUUUUACAUCUUGCUUUUGCUGUUCUUUUAUAUAAAAGGUAGCAUAUUGGAUGGAUGUGUACAUUAGGUGUUUGAAAUUCUCUGAAAAUCCAGAGUAUAACCAGAUGUGUGUAUGUGGGGGGUUUGGGGGUGGGAGGUCACUGGUCUGAGGAGAGCUUUUAGCUGACCGGCGUGCUUAACAUGCAUCAUCAUUUUCACAGUGUUUUCAAAGGGGAGUUUGCACAUUGCUUGUUGUGAAAUCUCUAUCAGCUGGUGGGCGCUCCUCUAGGAGCCAAACAGGUUGGUUACCUUUUGGAUUUUGGGAUAGAAAUCAAAGUAGAGCACAUCAGUAAGAGCCUCUGUCCUCUUCCAUCUUUUUGAACCAAAAUACUCAGUGGUUGAUGAGCUGUCCUUGAGUCAGUUGCAAUAUGUCUCUAUUUUUAGAUGCCACUAUUUUUUCCUCAAAUGCUUGUUUUGUGAAUUUCAUUUCAUAUUUCAUCUCAGACCAGUGGUUGAGAUUAGUAGGUGGCUCACUGACAUAUUUUCAUUUGCAGACAUUCCAUUCCAAAUCUGUGUGCUAUGCACUGCAAUAGUGUGCCAACUGUGAUACAAAGGGUUCUGGCAGCAGCUCCUCAUAAUUAUUUAUGCUUUUGGAAUUUUUUUCAGCUCCUGAAAUCUGUCCAUUUCAGCGUGAUUGUCUCAAUUUGUACAAUAUAAGCGUAUUACCUUCUUCCCCUUGUCAUGCCCCUCCUUCCGUUUUCUAAUGUUCUGUAGUUUUGUACAAGACGAGACUUAGCCUUGGGUACUUCUUGCUGAAGCUUUAAUGCUUUGUAAAUAAAAUUGGAUGUUUAUUAAA